GCUUUCUGGUCUUUCUUUCCUGGAAUUCCUUGAUUUGAGUAAUGUGAAUCUUAGCCAAACCUUCAAUUGGUUGAAAGUGAUAAACACACUUCCUUCUCUAGUAGAAUUACAUUUGUCAAAUUGUGGUCUUCAGCAUCUUCACCCACUUCUAAAUGUUAACUUUUCCUCUCUUUCCAUUCUUGAUUUUUCAUCUAAUAAUUUUCGUGAAUCUUUUGUUCCUAAUUGGAUUUUUCAUCUUAAAACUCUUACAUCUCUUAAUUUAGCUGAAAAUCAAUUUCAAGGACCAAUCCCUGAAGAUUUUCAAAAUAUGACUUCCCUCCAAAAUCUUGACCUCUCAAUAAAUACUUUUAAUUCUUCACUUCCCAAAUGGUUUUUCCAUCUUGGAUCUCUAGUUUCUGUGAAUUUGGCACAUAAUAGCUUUGAAAGUCCGAUUUCUAGUGAACCUCAAAACAUCACUUCUUUGAAAAAACUCGAUUUAUAUGCGAACAAUUUCAAUUCCUCAAUAUCCAAUUGGUUAUACAAUUGUAGCCACCUUGAGCUCCUUGAUCUUGCUUACAAUUCCCUUCAAGGUAAAAUUUCUAGCGCCAUUGCAGGCCUUACCUCUCUCACCAACCUUGAUUUGUCAACAAACAAAGAACUUGAACUUGACGGAGGAAUUUCAAGAUCGUUAAAAAAUCAUUGCAAAUUGAGGUUCCUCUCUUUGUUAGAAGUGAAGCUAAGCCAAGACAUAAAUGAUAUCCUUGAGAUUCUAUCUGCAGGAUGUGUUUCAAAUGGGCUAGAGUCAUUGGAGUUAGACGGUUGCCAAUUAUUUGGUUGUUUGACCAAUCAUCCCAGCCAUUUUAGGAAUUUGGUCAACCUUCGUCUUUCGGUUAAUUCCAUUUCAGGAACUCUCCCUGUGUGGUUUGGAGCACUUGCAAAUGUGGUGGAGAUAGAUAUUGCUCACAAUUUUUUAGAGGGUAAUGUUUCUGAAAUCCAUUUUACAAACCUCACAAAAUUGGAAUCGUUUGAUGCUUCUGAGAAUCAUUUGAUGUUGAGAGUUUGUUCGAACUGGAUUCCACCUUUUGACCAUAUUGAAUUCUUAAGAUUGAGAUCUUGGGUUAUUGGCCCACAAUUUCCGGUAUGGCUUCAUUCUCUAAAAUAUUUACGUGAAGUGGAUUUGUCAAACACAAAAAUUUCUAGUAUUCCCUACUGGUUCUGGAACAUGUCUGCACAAUUUCACUAUUUAAAUAUCUCUCACAACCAAAUCCAUGGGACCAUUCCUCAUAUCCCUAAUAUUGAUCCAUCUUAUUCAUCGAUUGACUUGAGUUCAAAUCACUUCAGUGGUCCAUUACCUUGGAUCUAUGCCAGUGUGGAAACGUUGAUUCUUCACAAUAAUUCAUUUUCAGGUUCCAUAUCCCACUUCCUUUGUUAUAAGAAGAAUCAAGUGAAGGGAAUGAUUAAUCUUAACCUUGACAAUAAUCUUUUAUCCGGAGAAAUACCAGAUUGUUGGAUGAAUUGGCCAGAACUGUGGUUUUUAACUUUAAACAACAACAACUUGAGUGGCAAUAUUCCCAAGUCGAUUGGGGCUUUAACGUCCCUUAAAUCCUUGCAUCUUCGUAAUAAUAACCUCUCAGGUGAAAUACCUUUGUCACUUCAAAAUUGUUCGAAGUUGACCACACUUGACAUUGGUGAAAAUGAACUGAUCGGGCACAUUCCAACAUGGAUUGGGGAAAGGCUUUCCAAUUUGGUUAUUCUCAUCUUUCGUGCAAACAAGUUUCAUGGGCAUAUACCUAAGGAACUUUGUCAUUUGGCUUCUUUGCAGAUUCUAGACCUUUCCCAUAAUAAUCUCUCUGGCAUCUUCCCAAGUUGCAUUAAAAACUUUAGUUCAAUGACUAAAAUUGAUUCAGUAGCACAAGUUUUUAAUGUGUCUUCUGGAUAUUUAUAUUUCGGAGAUGAUGCAUUGAUUGUGAUGAAAGGAAGAAUGGUUGAGUAUGAGAAAAUUCUAAAAUUCGUGAAAAGUAUAGAUCUUUCUGACAAUAAUUUAUCAGGAGAGAUUCCAGAAGAAAUAACAAGUCUUCUAUCAUUACAAUCUCUUAAUUUGUCAGAUAACUUGUUUUCUGGAAAGAUUCCUGAGGAUAUUGGUGAUAUGAAAAUGAUAGAAGUUUUGGACUUUUCUCAAAAUCAAUUAUUCGGAGCAAUUCCUCAAAGCAUCACAAAUCUAACAUUUCUGAACUUGUUGAACUUGUCCAAUAAUAAUUUGAGUGGGAGAAUUCCUACAAGCACUCAGUUGCUGACUUUUAGCUCUUCUAGCUUUGUUGGCAACAAAGGACUAUGUGGACCUCCAGUCUCUGAGAAUUGUAGCGAAAAUGGCGUUAUACUUAACAAUGGAAAAGAUGAAGAGAAAGGAAAGGGUGAUGGUGCUGAAGUGGAUUGGUUCUAUGUGAGCAUGGCUCUUGGAUUCAUUGUGGGCUUUUGGAGUGUGUUGGGACCUCUAGCUAUUAAUAGACGAUGGAGAUAUGUGUAUUUUCAUUUCCUGGAUUAUUUGGGGCACAAAAUUUGGUGGAGUUUAAGGAAAAAUGGUGUUUUUGAAGGACCAAAGAGAAUUUUGCCAUUGAGGAGUAUCUUCUACAGCCAAAGGUGUCAAAAACAAGUUUUCAAGCUGAAAUAUGCAUUGACCAAACUGUGCAUAACUUGCCGCAUAAGCUAUGCAGAUCUGCAUAAGGAGAAAGAUCACUGUUCCAGAACCAGCCGAAAUGUGCAUAAGGAGACUGCAUAGCUUAUGCACAUUCUCGCCUCCCUUAUGCACCUUCACGAAAUUGUGCAUAACCUAUGCACCAAGUCAUGCAGUUUCGCAUAAGUGACUCAGAAACAGCCGAAAACUGCAUAAGGGACUGCAUUACUUAUGCAGUCCCAUAAAGAGUUCAUUAAUGAGCUGGCAAAAGAUUCCCUCAGAUAAUUCCUCCUAGAACAUACCAUUUUAGGGCUCCAUGUCAGAAAAAUGCUAUAAAUAGUCUCAUUUUCCCAUUUUAGAGGGGGAGACAAGGAGAGACAAGGAGCAGAAAAGGAAAGGAGAGUAGAGGCAGAAUUUGAAGAGUCACUUUCACCUUCCACACCAUUUUCAACCAAGAUUUGCAGAUUUCUUUCUUUCCUUACAUUUUUCUACAUUUCUAGUGUUUAAUUUCUUACUCCUUAGCUUAGAUUAAAGCUUUAUUUCCAUUUAAACUCAUUAUAUCUUGUAAGCAUUAUGGAUAGUGAGUAGUUUGACUUUGAUUCUGGAGUAAGGGUUGUAAUAUUUGAGAUAUUUUGUGGAUUAUGAUUGGGUAAUCCAUAUUUUGUGGUCUUAAUGAGUUUUAAUCA
Molecule: messenger RNA, 3336 nt
Organism: Hevea brasiliensis (rubber tree)
Lineage: Eukaryota; Viridiplantae; Streptophyta; Magnoliopsida; Malpighiales; Euphorbiaceae
Product: receptor-like protein EIX2
Exons: 2
Coding region: 308-2755 (815 amino acids)
Molecular function (GO): protein binding
Source: RefSeq, a predicted model, not a curated record